AUGCUCUUUCCCGAAUUCUUCAAUCGUCUGUUGCCCACCCUCACCGUCGCCCAAUGGAGUCAGGGCGUCGCGGGUGACGAUGAACCCAUCGAGAACUCGGUCAAGCAAAUCGCCAUCAUUGGAGCCGGAGCUGCCGGGUCUUCAACGGCAUAUGCCCUGCACAAGUAUGCCCAAGAAGAAGGCCUCACCAUCAAUGUGACGUUGUUCGAGAAGACCGAUCGCAUCGGUGGUCGCACACUCACCGUGAAUGUUUAUGACAAUCCAAUCGAGCCCGUUGAGCUUGGCGCGUCCAUCUUUGUCAAGGUCAACAACAUCCUAUGGCAGGCCACUCAGGACUUCAAUCUUUCCGUCAUUGAACCUGGCACCGACGAAGCAGGACUUCUAGGCAUCUGGGAUGGCGAUAAGUUCGUGUAUCAGCAGGACUCGGAAUCUUGGGAAUGGUGGAGCCUGGCCAAGCUGUUCUGGCAGUACGGCACAGCUCCGUACUACACCAACAAGCUCGUGCAACAGACUGUCGCGUCGUUCUUGAAGCUCUAUGAGGCACCUUACUUCCCCUUCCGGUCUCUAACCACGAGGGUGUUUGAACUCGGCCUCGUCAAGAUUACCGGAGUGACCGGGCUACAGUUUUUGGCGGAGAACAAGCUUGACGGCCCUUUCGCACACGAAAUCGUCCAAACUGGCACUCGUGUCAACUAUGCCUCAAAUCUUGCUUACAUCCACGGAAUGGGCGCCAUGGUUUCUAUGGCUGCUGAAGGUUCGAUGGCAAUUGCGGGCGGCAACUGGCAGAUCUUUUCCAACAUGGUCAAGUCCUCCAACGCGCAUGUUUACCUGAAAACCUCAGUGACGUCGAUUGGCUUGAAGCCCAGCAAACAGCCAAAUGCGCCAAAGCCAAAAUACAUCCUGAAGACAGCGGAUGCUGGUUCGGAUCCCGCAACCUCGGAGGCGUAUCCUACCGCCUUUGACGAUGUGGUCAUUGCAACCCCUUACCAGUUCAGCAACAUCAGCCACGGCAACGGCGUGAUGCAACGCCCCAUUGACACAAUCCCCUAUGCAACCCUGCACGUCACCCUAUUUGCCUCGCCAUUCCGCUUUAGUACCGAGUUCUUCAACUUGAAACCAGGCAGUGAAACCCCCACCUCUGUCCUAACCACGCUUGGCCAGGGCGAAGAGCCGCAACCUGGCUCAGCAGGCGCUGGAAAGGCAGGCUUCUACUCGGCCACAUUAGUGAAGAAAGCCACCAACCCCAAGACGACGCAGACUGAAUACAUCUACAAGAUAUUCUCACCCAACGAGCUCACGCCCGAGUUCCUGUCGUCGCUUCUCGGGGUGAAGGUGCCCGAAACGUUCACGCGUUCGACCGAAGCUGAGGAUGAAAAGGAAUACGACGUGGUCGAUCCAAUUUCAUGGUACUACCCUACCGUGUUCCACCCCUACCCCCAGGAGCUCCCGCGCGUCACGUUCCAAGACCCCGUUUUGGGGCCGGGACUCUAUUAUACGUCGGGUAUUGAGAGCUUCAUCUCCACAAUGGAAACUAGUGCGCUCAUGGGAAAAAACGUGGCGAGACUGAUUGUGGAUGAUUACCUAGCGGCCAAGCCAGCAGAGGAGCAGCCAGAGAAGGCUGUUGGAGAGGACCAGGAGCAGAAGGCCGUGGGUGAAGACCAGGUGCAGAAGGCCGUGGAUGAAGACCAGGUGCAGAAGGCCAUGGGUGAAGAUCAGGUGCAGAAGGCCAUUGGAACUGAUGAGCUGUAA
Molecule: messenger RNA, 1749 nt
Organism: Pseudomassariella vexata
Lineage: Eukaryota; Fungi; Ascomycota; Sordariomycetes; Amphisphaeriales; Pseudomassariaceae
Product: Prenylcysteine lyase-domain-containing protein
Exons: 3
Coding region: 1-1749 (582 amino acids)
Biological process (GO): prenylated protein catabolic process; prenylcysteine catabolic process
Molecular function (GO): prenylcysteine oxidase activity
Source: RefSeq, a predicted model, not a curated record